Alligator sinensis (Chinese alligator) is the source of this 9043-nucleotide messenger RNA. RefSeq names its product phosphatidylinositol 3-kinase regulatory subunit gamma. The record is from RefSeq and is a predicted model, not a curated record. Gene Ontology annotation, molecular function: 1-phosphatidylinositol-3-kinase regulator activity. Lineage: Eukaryota; Metazoa; Chordata; Crocodylia; Alligatoridae. Gene Ontology annotation, biological process: phosphatidylinositol phosphate biosynthetic process; insulin receptor signaling pathway. Gene Ontology annotation, cellular component: phosphatidylinositol 3-kinase complex. The transcript has 11 exons. Bases 212 to 1471 code for a protein of 419 amino acids.
CUUCUGCCGCGUGGGCCAGAACGGCGGCUGGAGCCGGCCGGCCGCCCGGGCGCUGGGCAAGCUCCUCGGAGAGCUGCUCUUCCACGCCGCGCUGACCAGCACGGAGGUGAACCCGGAGCACCACGCGAAGAUCAUCGAGGCGCUCGUCCUGGCUGGAGACACGGCCGAGAGGGACGUGGCACCCGCUCUUCCUCCAAAACCUCCAAAACCAAUGACUCCAGUCAACACAAAUGGGAUAAAGGACAAUUCCAGUUUCUCUUUGCAGGAUGCUGAAUGGUACUGGGGGGACAUCUCAAGAGAAGAAGUAAAUGACAAAUUACGAGACAUGCCAGAUGGAACAUUCUUGGUGCGAGAUGCAUCGACCAAGAUGCAGGGAGACUACACUCUGACAUUGCGGAAGGGUGGCAACAACAAAUUGAUCAAGAUUUAUCAUCGGGAUGGAAAAUAUGGUUUUUCUGAUCCACUAACAUUUAAUUCUGUCGUGGAGCUGAUAAACCACUACCGCCAUGAGUCUCUUGCUCAGUACAAUCCAAAGCUUGAUGUGAAGUUGAUGUAUCCGGUAUCCCGGUACCAACAGGAUCAGUUGGUAAAAGAAGAUAAUAUAGAUGCGGUUGGUAAAAAGCUUCAAGAAUACCACUCCCAGUAUCAGGAGAAGAGUAAAGAAUAUGACAGACUCUAUGAAGAAUACACCAGAACAUCACAGGAAAUUCAGAUGAAGAGGACUGCAAUUGAAGCAUUUAAUGAAACCAUUAAAAUAUUUGAGGAACAGUGUCACACACAAGAGCGAUAUAGCAAAGAAUAUAUUGAACGAUUUCGGAGAGAGGGGAAUGAGAAAGAAAUAGAACGAAUCAUGAUGAAUUAUGAGAAAUUAAAAUCACGCCUGGGUGAGAUCCACGAUAGUAAAAUGCGUUUGGAGCAGGAUUUGAAGAAACAAGCUCUGGACAACAGGGAAAUUGAUAAGAAAAUGAACAGUAUCAAACCUGAUCUCAUCCAGCUGCGCAAGAUCAGAGAUCAGUACCUUGUAUGGCUCAAUCACAAAGGAGUGAGGCAGAAGCGAAUAAAUGACUGGCUGGGAAUCAAGAAUGAAAAUAUUGAUGAUACAUACUUCGUGAAUGAAGAAGAUGAAAAUCUGCCACACUACGAUGAGAAAACUUGGUUUGUUGGGGAUCUCAACCGUAUCCAGGCAGAAGACUUGCUCUGUGGGAAACCUGACGGAUCGUUUUUAAUUCGAGAAAGUAGCAAGAAAGGAUGUUACGCUUGUUCUGUGGUAGCUGAUGGAGAAGUUAAACACUGUGUGAUCUACAGCACUCCAAGGGGUUAUGGGUUUGCAGAACCAUAUAACCUGUACAGCACACUUAAGGAAUUAGUCCUUCAUUACCAGCAGACAUCCCUCGUCCAACACAAUGAUUCCUUAAAUGUCAGGCUUGCCUAUCCUGUCUACGCACAGAUGCCCUCCUCCCUUUGCAGAUAAAUUCUGGGGAGGAGAAAAGUGUUGUCUAUCUUGGAUUUUUUUCUACAGUUUUUAUUAGAACUUGGAGGGCAUUCUUUCUCCUUAGACUGCUUGUUUUGCACAAGAAGUGAUUCUGUGAAUGUGAAUCAAAGAGGCCUAGCAGCGACAAGACGACAACUUGGGUGUAGGUGUCCUGGUGCUACCUAAAGCUCAGCUGUGCUUUUACACUGAUCCUUUUUGUUUCCUUUGUGGGAGGGGAAUAAACUCAACACGUACAAAAAAGAAACUGGAAGCAAAACAUCAUUUUAUGGAGAGGAUUUUUUUUUGCCAGGCACCUUCAGCAGAACUCUUAAUCGGAAUUUUGUUUUCUCGUUCUUGUAGAGAUAAUGUGGGCGCCUCUGUAGAGGCAUCAGUACAGUCUUUCAGUCUUAAACUCCAAGGAACUAGGGGGAAACUCUACCACAGCAAUGUUCUCUGCUACAUGAACAGCUUCACUGCGAUUCAGCCGAACGUCCAAAAGAGGGCUUGUCUUGAGGUAGCAUGGAAUUUGGUGAGAGAAGACCAAAGGAAUUAUGGAAAGCUUCAGGUUUUUAUUUAAAUGGGGGGGAAAAUCCUUAUAAAGAAAAGUUACUUUAUUUUUUACCAACAGUAAGAAAGUUUUGGUUUCAAUGGCACUACAGGUCUUCGCUUAAAGGAAACAUUUAUAACCAAAUUGAACCCACCAAAACUAUUUGUUGCUGGAUUGAGCACUUCUGGGGAAAGGUUGCAUUAGCAUCCGCACAUACUUUUUACACCAAAACUUGAAACAAAUAAAAGGAAAAGCUAAAACUUCUUGCGUGGUUUUGAAAACACUAAUCUGUCUGAUUUGAUGUAAUGGCUCCCCCUUCCCUUUCCUCUCCUCACGUCCCCCUUGGCACUCUUUUCUUCCCAAUUUUUAAGAUAAUAUGCUUCAGAAUGUAAACCAGAAUGAAGCUGGCACUCUUAUUUUGAGUUGUGUUGCUGAGCAUUUAACUACUCUGUUUGAAACCCUUGUAAAUUUUAAAUGUAAGUGUAAAGAAAAGGUGCAAUGCAAUGCUUCUGGAUGGCUUGUUAUACCAAAUAAUUACCUGAGUGAUAGUCCUCCGACUUGCUUCUGUUCAUAACUAGAGUUCCCAUUUGAAUUGGUAGUCAUAAACCAGAUUCUGGUCUGUCAUUCCACUGAAGUCAAGGUUACGCAAGAUGUUACAGAUGCUGAACUUAGUUCCUCUUCUUGUAGCCAUAAUUAAUGUUGCCCAGCUGACAAAACUCCAACUCAUGCAGUGGUGCCAGUUCUGGAAAUUGAUCUACUGCUAACAGACUUCUAGGCACUUGCCAGCACUGGUUUACCUGUAGCAGUAUGGGACUAAGUGGCCGUGUUUCUUGUCAGGUGUAACAAUUCCUAAUGAGUUAAAUCCAAGGAACAGUUUCACUUGAAAAGAAAAUAAAUUGUUUCCUUGGCUAUUGAUUGUUUGUUCCUCCUAGGUCUCUAAAUCAGAAAAAAAUAAGUAAAGUGUGGCAGAAAUGGCUUUGUUUGGCAUCAAGGCAGAGCUGGCAAAGUAGUUACUCAGUGUGUAGCAACAGAAUUUAAUCUUGCUUCCUUCCAUGAUAGUGGUACCUUCUGAAGUGUGCCCAUUCUACAGGAAGGGAGACAGUCUAAUCGUUCAAACACUAGGCUGCAAGUUGGGACUCCCUGGUCUGUUCUUAUCUUGUUACUGGCUUCCCGUUUGAGCCCAGACUUCGUAUAAGCCCUGGGGAAUAAUGCCACGCCUGUGGAGGCUUAAUUAAUGUUUACAUUGUGAAAUUACCAGUCGAAGGCACUAUAAGUUAGUAUUAUUAAGCAGGAAAUUAAUAAUUCCUGAGCAGGGAAGUGACAAGUCUUGAGCACUGAAACACUAGCAGGAAGGGCAAUCUAGGUUGCUUGGCGAGUCCAAGAAACACUUUAUUUUGCACUAUUUAUGUCCCUGGGUACAUCCAGGUGCUGGUUAACCAGCUAGAAUGUGAUCUUCAAAUGAAGAAUUGUCCAGCUGAAAAAGCCCCACAGACUGAAGCAUAUAGAAGCUGUGUGAGAAGAGUGAGACAAAUGCAAGACCUGAGUUUCCUUCCUAUUUGGCAUCCAUGUGGCUGCUGAGCAAGUGUCUGCUGCGUUCAGUGGAAAGCCAGAAUCACAUCUCCAGUUGUAGUAUAAGGAACAGAAAUUCUUCUCUAAGAAGAAACUGCAUUUCUUGAGUAAUUUGUAUGUUCUACUCUGGCAACUCAUCUCUACAUCCAACAUGCCUUCCUAUGUUGACUCCAAUCCCAGUUCAUGACAGGGAAGGUUUGUCAGAUAUAUACAUUGUAGUUGGGUGUCUAACUCCAAAUGAAAAAUCAGUGGCUGUUGGGCGCUUAAUGGCUAUCUUUGCCUUAGAAAAAAUCUACCUCUGUGUCAGAGUUCUCUUGCUUAGAAUGGUGACUCCAUUGAAGUCCAUGGGAAGUUAAUCCCUGAUUUUUUCACUUCCAAGAGAAAGGAGUUAGGCUGAAAGGGCAACCUGACUGUUAAAUAUCUUGCUGUAGGAACUGUGAGCACUGUAGCAGUUAUAUUGUUUUAACCUGAGAAAGGUCAGGUUUUUUAAACCACACCAUGAUUUGCAGUCCUAUAGCACCAAUGGUAGCUGUACAGGGGAGAAACGGAGCUGUGUCAGAAGUGUCCCUAGUUGACCUUCAGUUUUGUGAGGUUUUGGACUGGAUCUUGUGUUCGGUUAUGCCAGCAUAAAUACAGAAGAAUUCCAUUGGCUUCUAUGUUACUUUGGCUUUACAGUGGUGUGGCUGAAUUCAGAACCUGUCCCCCUUCUAUUUCGGACCUCUUCCCUAAUCCCAGGUGCUGCGUUGCUGUGAGCAAUACAUAAUAGAAAGCUAAAAGCCAUCAAGAAGCAUUUCCUAUUACUUUCCCCAAACUUUCAGAUUAGAACCACGUUCAAAUUAUACCUAGAAGUUCCUUGCUUGCCCUUUCCAUCCCUGAGAGGUCCUGUUUUGCCUGUAUGUCUUUAUGCACUUGAUUUAGGCACAUAAGACACAGCUGCUAGUGUGUUGACCCACUUUUGUACUCGCAUGCCAUUGCACACCUACUAUUGCAUCAAUUUUUGCACUUGUGGCAAGAGAAAAAUGGGUCUCGAAGCCAACUGAAAUAUGUAGUGGGUAUAAUGCAUUCCAGGGCUUGUCCCCAUUGCCACUCAUUUUGGUUGGCCUGAUUCUUUAAUUCAGAGUGGGUUUUAUGCCAACAAAUUGCCACUGCUCCCAGUCACCAUUUUUAAUUCCAGGACCUAGAAAACUGAAUUGGGCCUGUCGGGUGCAAGAUUAGGCCCCAGUACUAAAACCAGCUGUUUGCAGGCCUAAAACAAAUGCAUAAGAGAUGAUAUGAAGAUAAAAUAAAGGAAACUCUUCUAAACCAACAGCAUGUGAUACUGUGUAUGCAUAGAGUGCUGAAACGUUCUGGUUUCAAGGGUCAGAAGAUUGGGGGGGGAGGGGACAGUGCAUUCAGUUUACUAGAGCAGCCAUCUCUUUCCUGACUGCAUCUGGACUAGUACCGAUCUCACUGACCCACAUUGUAUUAAAUGUAUGUAGAUUUGAAUAAACCUUUUUUGCACAGUGUUAAAUGGGGAAAAUAAUGUUGAAACUUUCAAAUAUGCACAGUUUCUUAUCUGUUUUGAAGUACAUUUGCAGGGAUCAUGGGGUGAUUCAGUAUUUUGCUUUCUCAUGAAUGGGAAACAAGAUCUACUUCCACAGUUCCCAUUGUGCCCAUUACGCACAGUACAUCAGCCAGGAAUUAUUACCUGUUGCUAAAGUUUAUAAACUUCCAAAUCUCCUGUUACACCUUUUUAACAGUCACAAUUUUAAUGAGCCCCUAUGGGUGUGUGUCAAGCUGAUCAGUUGCAGACUGAGAGGCAAGUACGAUGAAGGGCACGGAGGAGCGAUUGAUGACUGCAGAGAGAUGGCUUGCUGCAUCAGUGCUUCAUGAUGGUUUAUUUUUUAGUUAAAUAGAGGAUAAAUAGUCUGAAAAUAUCCUAUGUUUGGAAGUAAGGUUGCGGUAACUGCUCUGUACCUCUCGGUCUGAGUUCUGAGCUAGUACAGCCCUCCUCUCCAUACCAAAAUCCAAUGCCCCUUUCAUAUGUGUGCGCACAGGCGCACACCCUUCCAAAUAUGACUAAAAGAGCAAAGUCUAUUCCACAUGCAAUGGACCCAGUUUUUUCCUCACGUUCACCAGUGUAAGCAAGAGAUUCCUCUGGUGGAAAACUCCAUGUGAAAGGCGAAUCCUGCCUGCCCGCUUUAUGAAAUCCAAAUUCCAAUUUGUACUUGCAUUUCAAAAGAACAGAAAUCAAAGCAAAUCUCAGCCUUGUCCAGGCCGAGUAGCCAUAAUGGGCACUGUGGAAAUUAAUGUUGACACUUUGCUGUUUUAAGAGCUAGGGGGGGUGGGAUCUUGGUUGCCCUAACACUUGCUCACUGUGCAAACGUGGAUGGUAACGCAUCCAUAACUGAAGGCUAUGGCUGUUUUAAAAUGGCAGAAUUGCUAACGGAGUGUCACACUUUGACAAGUUUGGAAAAGCCCCUUAUUUGGUACUUGAAAAAUCUUUUCUGUUGUGUGAAUGUCUGUCUAGGUUUUAUUUUUUUUUUCUUCUUUACACUAACAGGGAAUAAAACUCUGCCAUGUGAGCAAGUCGUGUGUGUGUGCGCGCGCUGCAUUUUGCAGAUAUAAAACAGGUACUUUGAGGUGGGAGGUAAGGUUUGCGAGACAGGUUCCAAAUGCAGUUUUAACAAAGCACUCUGGUAAGUUUGGGUUUGGAGUGUUGUUUAAAUUGGGUGUCUACACGUGUGUUUACUGCGCAGUAAGUGGGUUUUACACCAGCAUCUACAAGUGCAGGCAUUACAGUGCAGUAACGCUGUGUGGACUGACUUGGGACUGAAUGUUACCCCCAAGUCAGUCCACACACAGGGUUACUGUGCAGUAAGGUGUCUACAUGUACCUUACUGCAGAGUACCUACUAGGUGUAAGUUGCCAUAGUUACUGCGCAGUAUGAGCAUGCAUGUGUAGACAUGCACCCAUACUGUGCAGUAACUUUAGGUUACUGUGCAGUAACUGUGCACGUGUAGAUGCGCCCUUUAUGUCCUAAAGUCCUGCUUGCUUUUGUUAGUUUUCAUCCGUCUUUGGUAAUUUAAAUCACUAAUGUCUGCUUUGUGAACAGCAAAGCCACAAUAUAUUCCUGAAGAACAAAGAUUUGUGCCAAUAUUUACUCUGAAUGGUAAAAUUAAGUAACAUUUACAAAGGCUUAUGCAAGCGAGAAAAUAAGUUUGAAAAUCCAGGUUUAGCAUCUUCUGAUUGUAGCUUGAUCAGGGAGCAGACAGUUCUCUUGAACAGGACUCCCAUCCAUCUUCACAAAGGGAAAAUCUGAUUGCAAAGUGGACCUGUUCUCGAUAUUCGCCUAGGCAGCAUUAGAAUAACUGGCUAUACCUUUUUUUUUUUUUUAAAUCAAUGUGCAUGUUUGUAGAGAGAGAGAACAAUCAGAAUCCUGCUGGAAGUCCUCGGGGACUUAAUUCAGCUAUUUUUAUAGAGAUCUUUUCGUAUUUGAAGGAAACUCGGAUUGCUGACCCGCUUGUUUCCUUUGGCCCAGCUUGUGCAGGCAGGAGGAGUGAACUAAGCUACCGGCCCACAUAGUAACCAGUCCUGUUUGUGUGCGUCGGGAGCGUGUUUCGACAGCGGUGUAGAAAAGUCUCUCAAACUUGGGUGACUGACAUUCUGUGGGCAGGAACUGUUUCCACGGAAGGGGGAAAUCCCUGAGCCCCCUUCAGAGUCCCUCCCCUUUGUUCUAGCGGGAGGUUUAUAGAUUGCAAAUUCUUCUAGAAGAGGGCAGUGCUUAAAACGCGAGUCUUCGGGCUGGCUCCGUAUGUGUAAUGCAGAUCUCCCUUUUUUGAUCACUUGUGGCAGAUAACCCACCCCCAUUUUAUGGCUAAUGCAGAUAUACCUGGAUUAAAAUUCACCUUUACGUGCUUGGAACACUACAGCAAACAAAAGGAGGCAGCUCAGCCAAUCAGCAGCUUCUCCCGAUCAUCAGUAUUAGACAAAAGCGGCUUUCAUUUGAAGUCAUUUCAUUUAUUUUGCUUUGUUGUUCCGACUCUACUAAUUCGUGUUGCUUUCAGUAUAUGAGCUUUAACAACUGAGAGUAACACUUUUCUUUUCCCCCUACACACUCAGCACCUCCGGUAUUAACCACGGGCUUGCUGAGUUCUGCAGUGGUCAUACAGUGGGCUCAGUCCUUUAGAAAAAUGGUGGCGUCAAAAGGCAAACAUGACAUGGCACUGUCCCAGGGCCAAAUUUGUCCCUGGCUUAAGUCUGUUAACUUCAGUGGAGCUGCAAACCCCUUCAUGCCAGCAGCAAGCUUAGCCCUGGGACAGUUCAUUCAUGUGCAGCCAAGUGUUGAAUUUUGGGGGGGUGAGUGACUUGUACAUCAAGUGAGGAUCCCUUUGAUUAAACCUCUUGAUUUUGUAUAUCUGGCAGUUUACAGCACCGUGGGAUUGUAAUGGUCUGCAUCAUAUCUGUGUGUGUGUGCGCGUGUGUGUGUACUGUAUGUAUAUAGAUUUAUGUAAAAUAUCUUCACUUACACAUGGAUAUGCAUUAGCCAUAAGUGGCAUUGUCCCUUAAGUGAAACAAAGUUCACUAUUUGCACGUUUUACACAUAAAGUUAGACAAAGUUGGGUUUAUCACGACCAUCUUGAUUAAUGCUUUUUGAGAUUCUAGGUUAUGAUUUCUUUCGUUGGACUGGUUCUGUUGAUAAUUCUUUACUCUGGGAUGACGCAUCGACGUUUGUUCAAAGCAAAGGGUUUUUUAAAAAAGAAAAAUAAUCCCGUUUUCCUUCGAGAUGCGGUAAUAUUUGCACGUUUUAAGUGAACCUAAUGAAAAUCCUGUCUAGAGCUAAUGUGCAAAGGAUGGGAAGUGUGUGCAUCGCGUCGUGAAUGGACUCUGUGUACGCGUGUGGGCCAGUCGAAGGGAUGGGUGGAUGUUUGGACUUGUACGGAGGGCUGAGAUGACAGCGCACUCCUUGACGCCCUUUGCAGUCAUGUUGCUUUUUUUUUUUCUUUAAGGGAUACUGUAUCUGUUUAGAACCUGCUUCUCAAGAAGCCGUUGGGUUUUUUCCAUAUGAAUUCCAGCAUGUAACUUUGGUACUCUUGUUGUUAUUUGUGUAAAACCUGUUCUUCUGUCGUUUACGGUGUAGUCAAAAAAAAUUAAAGGAAUUCAUGUAGUUUAACUUUUAAAAAGAAACAAACUGCUUCAUAAAGAAACCAGUUGUAUGUUAGUGUUUUCAGACAAGUCAUACUGUAGUUUCUAGAUCAGUAAUGCAACGCUGUACUUGUCACCAGAUGUGUUACGAUUUUGCUGUAUUUUUUUAGUAGAUGGUUGGGCUUUUAAAUCCCAGACACUAAACAUCCUGGGCCUACUUGCUCUAGAUCAAAAAAAAUGCAAUAAAAAAUUGCAAUAAAGCACAUUGACAUGUAACUGUUUUAGAAGGAUGUACUGACAGCUGUUUCUAAUAAAUUCAGAAAUACAGCCUA